Molecule: messenger RNA, 3079 nt
Organism: Poecilia latipinna (sailfin molly)
Lineage: Eukaryota; Metazoa; Chordata; Actinopteri; Cyprinodontiformes; Poeciliidae
Gene: mcm10
Product: minichromosome maintenance 10 replication initiation factor
Exons: 18
Coding region: 300-2915 (871 amino acids)
Biological process (GO): DNA replication initiation; DNA replication
Cellular component (GO): nucleus; nuclear replication fork
Molecular function (GO): DNA replication origin binding; single-stranded DNA binding
Source: RefSeq, a predicted model, not a curated record
CACCCUUCUCCUCUUUGACAAUACAUUGGGUCCUUCGUUUAGCGCCAGUUUAGAUUUUCCUCUGUGUGAGGAAGCAGUUAGUCGAUUCUGUGAAUGAAAUGAAUUACCGCCUGGUUUGGUCGGGAAGACGGUCCUAAAGAAAACAAAGUAAUAUUUUAUGAGGUUCUAAUAUUUGGUUUGGUGUCACCGGCAGCAGAAGACAGGAACCCGAGCAGCGACGAACGUAGAUUCACAGAUAAUUAAACUUUUUUUCAUGUCAGAAUUGCCAUCUGAGAUCAGCUGCAGUCAGCACCUCUAAAAUGGACAGUGAGGACGACCUGGACAUUCUGACCGCGCUCCUGGACGAGAGCGAGGAAACCGGCGAACCGCAGGCAGACGAUUUGGACGGGCUGUUCGAUGAGGACAACGGAGACGAUGCAGAGUACAAAGAGGACGGCGAGGGGACGGACGCCGUGUCGGAACUCUUUGGGGACGUUGAGGACAUUGAAAACGAGGAGAAGGACGUGAAGGGAGAAGGAAGUGAGAGAGAAUCCUGCCCCGACUUGGACAGGUCCAAAGAGGAUUUGCAAGAGGAGCUGAGGAGGAUGCAGGAACAGAUGCAGAAGCUGCAGCAGCAGCUGCAGGCGACUCAGAACAGUUCAGCUUCUCCCAAAGCAGGGAGAUCAAAGCCAACACCGAGCCAGAACCCAGCGUCCAAACCGAGCCGGGCCAAAGCUGAACUACAAGCAGUUUCAGCGUCUUUAUCCGCUCCGGCCACAGGGGGGAGCUCCAAGCUGCAGGAAUCCUCAGACUUCCUCUCUCAGCUCAGCAACGCAGACUCAUUCAAACGUAAACUAAGAGUGGCUCACCAAGCCAGAGCUUCACCUCCAGAGUAUAGGAAACCACUGGUGGAGGUGAAGAUCGGCAGCUCCUUCCAACCACUAGAGAGCGCCAGCGAGCCGUGCGAUCGCCUGCUCUCACCCCCUCCCUCCCACACUCGAACCACAGCGGGUGGAGAACCUAAACCAUCUAAGCCAGCGGCUCUGCCUCCUGUUCCUAAAGACAUAGGGGUGGAGAAGUACUCAGGACUGCGGCUCAGGAAGCCGCGGGUUUCCUCAAGCGAGAUGGAGCGAAAGAUGGCCGACCGGCGGCUGAUCCGGCUGUCCCAGGUGCCGGAGCGGCUGAAGCGGGAGAAGCUGGAGGACAGCGACUGGGUGACGUUCGCCGUGCUGGUCAGCAAAGCUACGCCCCAAAGCAGCAGCAGUGGCAAAACCUUCAGCGUCUGGAAGCUGAACGACCUCCACAACCUGGACGUGUUUGUGUCCCUGCUGCUGUUCGGUGACGUCCACAAGGAGCACUGGAAGAUGGAACCUGGCACGGUCAUAGGAAUCCUGAACCCCAACCCCAUGAAGCAGAGAGACGGCUACGACGGGGUCAGUCUGACGGUAGAUCAUCCUCAGAAGGUUCUGGUGAUGGGGGAAGCUCUGGACUUUGGGACCUGCAAGGCAGUGAAGAAGAGCGGGGAGCCGUGCUCUCAGAUCGUUAACAUGUACGAGUGCCAGUACUGCCAGUACCACGUCAAGGCCCAGUACCAGAAGAUGAGCUCCAAGAGGGCCGAGUUGCAGUCGUCGUUCUCCGGGAAAGCCCCCAACCGGGUGAAGGGGAGCGGGAAGGGGGGCAGCCUGAGAGAGCGUCUGUGUCAGGACGGCUUUUACUACGGGGGGGUCUCCUCUGCUGCCUGCGCCGCCUCCCUGACUGCAUCUAAACCGACCAAACCGGUCCAGAAAACCCUGGAUAAGCUGUUUGUGAGAGGAUCGGCUCAGCUCAUCAGUCAGGCCAAGAAGAUCGGUAUGCAGUCCGGGGAAGUUUCUGGAUGCUCCAACGAGUUUAAGAGCCUGAUGACGAUACCAACCCCAGGAGCUCUGCAGCUGAAGAAACACCUGGAGCAGGACAACCAGCUGGCCUCCAGAAAUACAUCCGGAGCUGCGCUUCAGUCCAUCUCUGCGUCCGACCUCUUAAAGCAGCAGAAACAGAAGCAGCGGGAGCUCCUGGAGAGCCGCCGGCACAGAGUCCAGCAGAGGGCGCCGCAGAACCCAGGAAGCACCGCUACAACGCCGGGCCGAGCCGGUCUGACGUCCCCAAAGGCUGCCUCGGAGGUUCCCACGGCGACGUCGGAUGCCCCGACAUUGGGCCGCGGCUUCUCCAAAGGGGACGACAUUCUCUUCUUUGACAACAGCCCGCCUCAGGCUCCGCCCCCUAGCGCUCUCAGCCUAUCAGCCGCCAAGCUGGCCGCUCUGAAGAAGCUGAGGGGGAAAGGGGCGGUGCUGGAGAGGGAAGACCCCAACGCCGUGAAGAGGAAGAGGAGCGACAGCAGCGACAUCAACACCCGAGUAGAGAAGAAUCGGACGUCCCCAAAUGGCGGGUCGUCCGGUAACGAGGAGGAGGAGCCCGCCCUGAAAAAGAAACGUGAGCAGCAGCGCUACGUCGAGUCCGAGGAGUUCCAGAAGAUCCUCAGCGCCAAAUCUCGUCACAGCGUCGCGCUCCAAGCGUCAGAGUACCAGCUGCAGGAGCGCUACUUCAAUGUUCUGGUGAAGAAGGAGCAGAUGGAGGAGAAGAUGAAGGCAAUCAGAGAGAUGAAGUGUCGGGCUGUCACCUGCAGAAAGUGCAGCUACACCUACUUCAAGCCGGCGGAUCGCUGCGUGACUGAGAACCAUGAGCUGCGGUGGCACGACGCCGUCAAGCGCUUCUUCAGAUGUCCCUGUGGACAGAGGGCCAUCGCUCUGGACAGACUGCCACACAAACACUGCAGCAACUGUGGGCUGUUUAAAUGGGAGCGAGACGGGAUGCUGAAGGAGAAAACUGGACCCAAGAUUGGAGGAGAGCUUCUCCAGCCUCGAGGAGAGGAGCACGCCAAGUUCCUCAACAGCUUGAAAUGAACUCUCACCACCGAGAGGAACGAGUGUUAAGUUUGUAUAAUUAUGUAGCAACAUUUUUUUAAAUCAAAUUUUAAAUUUAAAUGUUUUUUUAAAGAAUAUUCAGACGUUUCAGGUAUUGAAUUUGUAAACAGGCUGAAUAAAGCAAGACUUUACAAAGUGUCAUG